Molecule: messenger RNA, 1714 nt
Organism: Aricia agestis (brown argus)
Lineage: Eukaryota; Metazoa; Arthropoda; Insecta; Lepidoptera; Lycaenidae
Product: facilitated trehalose transporter Tret1-like
Exons: 7
Coding region: 148-1713 (521 amino acids)
Biological process (GO): transmembrane transport
Cellular component (GO): membrane
Molecular function (GO): transmembrane transporter activity
Source: RefSeq, a predicted model, not a curated record
AAGUGCCAAGUGCCAGUAGCGCGCCGGCUGUGUUCGCGACUGUACGCGCUCCUCGCACCCAUAUCGAUCGAAACAAUGUUUUUUUAAUAAAAGUGUAGUAGCAAAGAACAGUAUUUUGAAGUUUUAUAGUGCAAAAAAAAUAGUAAAAUGAGGGAUACGAAUAAAAGCGAUGGCGCUCACGAGUCGAUGCUGGGGGACGCGCGGAUCCCUCAGAUCACGAAGAACAACCUCAAGGACGAGGAGUACGAGGCCCUGCAGAGCUUCCUCCGCAGCAUCAGCUCCACCGCCACCCUGCCGCCCUACGUCAAGGGCGAGACCUACUCGUCCGUCCGCGGUGUACUCAACCAGUGCCUCAUCACGUGCGCGGUGCUGAUCCUGGCGGCGGGUGCGGGACACCCCAUCGGCUUCUCCGCCGUCGCCCUCCCCCAGCUCAGAGAGGAGAACUCCACGCUGCGGAUAGAUGAUGACAUGGGCUCGUGGAUAGCCAGCAUCCACUCCGCGGCAACGCCGCUCGGCUCAAUGCUGUCCGGUCCUGUCAUGGAGGCGAUAGGCCGGAAGCGGACCCUGCAGGCCUCCACCCUCCCGCUGGUGCUGGGCUGGAUCAUCAUAGGCACGGCCACACACCACAUUCUGAUACUCCUGGGCAGAGUGGUGUGCGGGUUCGCUGUGGGCAUCCUCGCCGCGCCGUCACAGGUAUACCUCGGCGAAAUAUCAGAGCCGAGAUUACGAGGUCUUCUCAUUGGAACACCCUUCGUGGCAUACUCGCUCGGGGUGCUCUACGUGUAUGCGCUCGGCGGAGCCAUGUCCUGGCGGUCCGUGGCGCAUCUCUCCAUAGUGCUCCCGUGCCUGGCAUUCGCGGCCUUAUGCUUCUCCCCCGAAAGCCCAACUUGGCUUGCGAGGCGCGGCCGCUUUCAUGAUGCUAUGGCAGCUAUGGCGAGACUCCGAGGCGACCCAGAUACCGCCCAGCGUGAACUCCACGAGCUGAUCUCCGCCCGGGAGAAGGAGAAGGCGCGGGGAGAGGAAAGAGUACGGUUCCUGGCGACGGUGCUGCGGCCCCCUGUCCUCAAGCCGCUGCUCCUCAUCAACGCCUUCAACAUGCUCCAGAUCCUAUCGGGCAGCUACGUGGUCAUAUUCUACGCGGUGGAUAUCGUGGACGAAGCGGGAGGGUCGAUGCAGCCGCACUUGGCAGCCAAUGCGAGCGCGAUCGUUCGCCUGGCGGUGACAGUACUAGCCUGCAUCCUGCUGCUGAAGGUGACGCGACGAGCCCUCGUCCUAGUAUCAGGGCUGGGCACCGCCGCCUGCACGCUCGGCCUGGCCUACCUCCUGUACUGGGGUAAAGGCACAGGCAUCAUGCCGCCCCUCCUCAUUUUAGGCUACGUCGCCUUCAACACCCUGGGCUUCUUCCUCCUCCCUGGGCUCAUGAUCGGGGAGCUCCUACCCACGAAAGUCCGCGGGCUUUGCGGCGGCUACAUAUUCUGUCUGUUUAACGCUGUGCUGUUCGGUUUUACUAAGCUCUUCCCCGUCAUGAAGACUGAGAUGGGAAUGUCGGGGGUGUUCGGAGUAUUCGGUGCCUCCGCAGCGCUAGCAACGGUUAUUCUUUUCCUCCUUCUCCCGGAGACGAAGGGCAAAUCCUUGAUACAGAUAGAGCAGUACUACCAGAAACCGAAUGUACUGUGGGUGACGCGGAAAAAAGGGGAGGGGCAAAAUGUUUGAA